CUUGGAUUAAUCCCAUUAACGAAUGUUUGAUUGAUUGAGCAAGUCCAGCACCUACCAUUGCUCACGUGUAACUCUUAUUUAUUAUUUGAUAUCGCUUUUUGUCGUAUCAAAACCAGUUGUAAUCCUCUUAUCAUUAUCCUCUUUUAGUGUCACCGCGUGGUUGUUUUUAUAUACUGAAACAUGUUAGUGAGCCUUUUUUUGUAAUGUGGUGUCUUUCAAACUGUUUUAUUAUGUGAUUUAGAAACACCUAGCAGGCUGUGAGCAAUACGACACAUCGCAAAAGCUAUCAACGAGCAAUUCAUCACCAAAUGUAUAAUUUAAAGCAAAAGUACUCUUUAGAAUACUUUAUAACUUUUUAUUGAAUAUUUAGAGUACGAUUUGGCUCUACUGAUAAUGAAGACUGUUACACGUCGAAUAUAAGUUGCGGAAUGCCUAUUAUUAUCAAUAUUAAUGAUUUUUAUGUUGGUGACGACUUUUCAGUUCAAGCUGACAUCAAAUUAGAUGGAAAUUAUUUACGAGAAACAUUGUUAUAUUUAGGUUUUAAGGUGGAAAUGCAUGAAGACUUAACAGCAGCACAAAUUGUGAUCUAUUUAGAAGAUGCUCUUACGACUGAUCAUUCAAAUUCUGAUUGUUUGUUGAUUAUUUUGUUAUCAUGUGGUAACGAUAAAGAUCUCGUUUACGCUAGUAAUCAGGCUAUGUCAAUUGAUUAUCUGACGUCACUAUUUAAACUAGCAUCAAAGACAUUGAGUGGAAAACCGAAAUAUUUAUUUUACAAGUAUGCUGCGUCAGAUCUCUUUUAUUUUCCAAUACGGAUUUUUCAUUCAAAGACACUUCGUAGCCAACACCUUAUAGAAUUAAUGAAAAAACAAGUGACAUUUGUUGACGAUAAAUCGUGCUACGCUUAUGAAACACCUAUAGGUAGUGGCGGUACCAGGGGUGGGCUACACCCUGAAACCAUUUGA
Molecule: messenger RNA, 962 nt
Organism: Didymodactylos carnosus
Lineage: Eukaryota; Metazoa; Rotifera; Eurotatoria; Philodinida; Philodinidae
Source: the annotation of a GenBank genome assembly